GCAGGCUCGAAGCUGAAUAGCGAGAGUGCGAGUUGCAUUCUACAGGGAGCAGGAGUGAAGGAGGAGCCUGAGAAGAUAGUGAAGUAUUUGAGCGGGAUAUCGGUAAGACUGGCGGUGAUGAAACUUCUGUCAAACUCCAGCAGGGGGGAUCUGGGGCUGGACGCUUGUCCUGGGGCAGUGAGCGGGGCAUGCGGAUGGUACAUGGUUGAGAGGGACAUGGGAGCGAAGGGAGCUGCGAAGGGAGCUGUGGAGAUGAUAUCGAACCAUCUCGUGAAGGAACUGAGGGAGCAGGUGGUGGAGAAGGUUUGGCACUUUGAGAAGCACAACCCGCGGGGGAUGGAGAUGCUGCAGGUGUCAAGAGUGAUCGACUCGUUCUUGGCGUUUUUGUGGGGUGUGCUGUAUCUUUCAGCGAUCGCACACUAUGCCUGGAUUGUGGUGUUUCUGCUUCAUGGAGCUUACUGCUUGAGAGACGGGCUGACGAUCGAGGAGAACACAAAGCACGUGUUCCUGGUGCUGGGAGUUCUUUCUUGGCUGAUUGUCAUCGUCAUUGUGGUCAGGUACUCGUUAUCCUAUCGGCAGACAUUCAAAGAGCUCCAUAUUGCAAUGGAAGGAUUCGAAAAGACCUGGGACAGGGUUGUGUCAAAGUCAUCAACCAAGUUGGAUGAAAUCAGCAAUGAAGUCCUGGUGAUCUCCCUGAAGCUCAAGGCGUGGACAACAAGGGAAGCGAGUUUGUGGGAAAGGUCAGGAAGCGGGGUGCAAGGAGAUGUGUACUUGAACAUCACAAGCAUCAAGAACAGGUAUGACCGCAAGUACGACUUUCAAUCUUGCGGGGGGUACAGGGAUCUUUGCGUGUGCUUUGAGGUGAGAGCAGGGGGGAAGAGGAGGAGAAGAAACGGAGUGGGGUGA
This is a messenger RNA of Guillardia theta CCMP2712, 906 nucleotides long. RefSeq lists its product as hypothetical. The transcript is spliced from 5 exons. NCBI's taxonomy places the organism in Eukaryota, Cryptophyceae, Pyrenomonadales, Geminigeraceae. The coding region runs from base 118 to 906 and encodes 262 amino acids. The record is from RefSeq and is a predicted model, not a curated record.